This is a messenger RNA of Scophthalmus maximus (turbot), 1507 nucleotides long. It is a transcript of the gene bnipl, whose product is annotated as BCL2 interacting protein like. The transcript is spliced from 11 exons. The record is from RefSeq and is a predicted model, not a curated record. The coding region runs from base 189 to 1235 and encodes 348 amino acids. Gene Ontology annotation, cellular component: cytoplasm. NCBI's taxonomy places the organism in Eukaryota, Metazoa, Chordata, Actinopteri, Pleuronectiformes, Scophthalmidae. Gene Ontology annotation, biological process: apoptotic process.
ACGGGCGGCUCUGCUGUGAAAUGUAACUGAACCUGUUGGGCAGAGGAAAAGAGAGAGAGGGCGGACGAGUCCCAUAGAGUCAGAGUGGAAACUCACUCAGUGAGAGAGAAGCUGUGAGAUCAACACACGCCGGCGUCCGGCACCACAUACAUGUUGGUCAGAAGACGCUGUGACAUCACUGUGACAUCAUGAGUGGACACACGGACAGAUGGUUGAGCCCUCACCCUCCUGUUGGGGUCGUCCAGGACCUGGAGCUGAGGGACGAGUGGCAGGACGAUGGAUUCCCCAGGCCUCUCCCAGAGGGUUGUGGGAGUCCUGAGGAGGCAGCGAGCUCGUCGGGAGCCCCGCCCACCACUCUCGUCCUAUCAGACACGGCUGUGGGCGGAGCUAAGAAGCGCCUGGUGGCCCCUUCUCUCAGCCUGACUCUGAGCCGCAGAGACUCACGCGACCCGAGUCACGACGGUUUCUCGGCCGCCGCUCUGUCAGCGACGACGGACGACACGCCAUCGCUCGACAUCAACCUGGAGGCGCUGGAGACGCCGUCAGACAGCGAGACAGGAACGCUGCCCGACUGUGGCGAGCUGGAGUGGGACGAUGACCUCCCCCGAUUGGGGAGGGGCGGGCCUGUGGGCGUGGUCAGAAGCCUGGUGGAGCAGUCAGAGGGUUUGAUGGAGCUGGACCAGGUGGACAGCAGGGGGCGCCGCUGGAGGCGGUUCUGUAUCUCGGGACAAGAAUACCACGUCAACAUGAGCGUCCUGGAGCCAUACCUGCAGGUCCUGUCCCACGGAGGUUACUAUGGGGACGGGAUGAACGCAAUCAUCCUGUUUACUUCCUGUUACCUGCCGGAGAACACGGUGCAGGACUAUGAGUACGUCAUGGAUAACCUGUUCAGAUACAUCGUGGGGACAUUGGACCUAAUGGUCUCAGAAAACUACCUGCUUGUCCUCCUGUGUGCACUGGCGCCCAGAAACAAACUGCCCACCAUCAAGUGGCUGAACCAGUGUUACAACUCCAUCCACAGGAGGCUGAAGAAGGACUUGAAAGGCCUGCUGGUCGUCCACCCGGCCUGGUACAUCAAGGCUCUGAUCACUGUGGUCAAACCAUUCAUCAGUGAUAAGUUCAGCAGGAAGAUUCGCUUUGUGCCAAGUCUUCAGCAGCUUUCAGAGCUCGUCCCCACAGACAGACUGCAGAUCCCAGACGCCGUCCGCCAGUUUGAUGAGCAGUUGAACAGAUGACAAAAAUGAACUGGAUGGAUCCAAAAGGUCAAAGGUCAUUGGGAGCCUCUCAGCCCGCUGACCUCUGACCUCCUGCCUGCACAGAAAACACACUGCAGUGGUUCUCUGAACCUCGUUGUGGAACGUCUGUGGAACAAAGUGCAGGUGUAAAUAAAGAACUCUACGGAGCAGAGAACCGGUGGAACAUAGGUUUGACCACCGGAACAUCUGUUCAUGUACAUUCUUCUGUGUUCUGUUUGAAAAGAUAAAAUCAAUAAAACUCCUGAAACGUU